UAGAAAAUUACGAUUACUACAAAAAAUUGAGAAUCAAAUUGAACGACUUGCUACAGGCAAAGGAUAAGGACGAGAAAAAGAGACAAAUAAAUCUCCUCUGUGCCGAACUAAAAAAGGUACAGCUAGCCAAAUUUGCACGUACCAAUUUGGGCUACCACAUUAUCUCCUCCCUAGUAAUCAAUGGAUCAGAGGAGGUACAAAAAAAGUUGUGGAAAAAUCUACAUGAACAUAUGAGCGACAUCAGUACGUUCAACUUUGUGUCUAUCGUCUUCCAGUGUUUUUACAAACACGCGAAAGGUGAAGAGAUAAAAAAGGACAUUCAUCAGUGGUUGUUAAAAAAUCCGAAGACCUUUUUCUCCAAAUUUGCUUCCAGACUGUGGAACACCGUUUUUCAAAAGCUCAAAACAGGCAUGAGAACAAAAAUUACAAAUUACCUGAUCAUCCCGAAUGGAAGUAGCCAAAAUGAAAAGCUCGCCAACGGGAUGAAAAAUAUAACUCUGGAUAUUUUAAAAAAAGACACCAAAGAAAUGUUUGAGACGUUUAAUGAAGAAAAUAAAAUGCUAAUACGUAGGUACCUAAUCGAGGUAGUAGAAAUGCUGGUGGAGAAGGAGCUGCUGUACAACAUCGUUUCUCAUAAUAUCCUACUGACAGCAUCCAAAAUUUUAAAUGAUGAAGAGUUGGCCAAUGUCAUGGAGACCAUCCACCAAGGGUGUGAAUACCUCCUCUCAACCAACCUAGGAAACCAAGCGCUAAUAUAUCUCCUAGGUUACGCCACAAACAAACAUAAAAAAAACCUAAUAAAGGUACUAAAAAAUGAUAUCUGUGACUUGUGUAAAAGUAGUGUAAAUUUUUUGCUAAUCAUUAGAUUACUGAAAAUUACAGAUGACACAAAAUUGCUACAUGAUUUUGUGGUAAAAAAAAUUGCAAAUAAUUUUGAAGAUAUUUUUAAUGACUACUAUGGAUUUUAUGUCGUCAUGGAAUUCUUCUACGAUUUGAAUCAGUCUAAUGAGGAUAAGUUUUUACACGUGGAGUGGAAAAAGCUGGUUUACUCUAAAGCUCCAAAAAGUAUCAAGGAUGCGGAAAAGAGAAAAAGUGAAAUUUUACAACCUAUUAUGGAUCAAGUACAAACCAUCUUGCAAGAUAUAGACAAAUUAGCCCAUUAUGUAAAAGACAAAAAAUAUUUAAUUAUCAUUUGUGAAUUUUUGUCCCACUCGACAAAUGAGCAAGUGGUUAGAAGUAUUCUCAAAAAUAUAGUCAACCUUGUCGAACAAAUUAUCCUUGCGUGUAAUAAUAAGGAAGAGUUAAGUUCCAAGUAUAAUUGCAAAAAUGUGAACGAUUUGAUCUUCAGGAUAUUUGCCAAGUGUGGAAAGGGAACUACAACUCUGCCAGGGGUCCUCUUAGAUGAGGACAUCCCCUUUUAUCGGUGCCUUUCCAAUGUCCUCCUCCCCCAGUUGGAAACCGUCAUCAAAUCUGAGUUAAUAAAAACGGUCAACAAUUUGUUUCGCUUCCUCAAGGACAAUGACGCGGCCGAGUUUGAAAGGGCUCUCACCAGGGCCAGGCAAGCGGAUAAUGAGCAAAUUUACCAGGACCUGAAGGACACGCUCCCCACGCUCACACACUUUGACACCUACCUCGAGUUCGUCCGAGGUUCCAUGGUGCCGAACCGUGAAAGCAGCGGCU
This is a messenger RNA of Plasmodium cynomolgi strain B, 1680 nucleotides long. RefSeq lists its product as hypothetical. Gene Ontology annotation, molecular function: mRNA binding. Gene Ontology annotation, biological process: regulation of translation. Gene Ontology annotation, cellular component: nucleolus. The transcript has a single exon. The annotation marks the transcript as partial. The record is from RefSeq and is a predicted model, not a curated record. Lineage: Eukaryota; Apicomplexa; Aconoidasida; Haemosporida; Plasmodiidae.